AUGUUACCGUCGGCUUCUAGACUUAUCUUUCAAUCUCAAUUAUCUCGAUCUUUACUGAUUCAAACACGGCUGUUUGUAUCGAAUAAAAGCAAGUCUUCGAAUACGAUAAAAGAUGCGUCGGAGCAGGCUGGUCCACACAAUCAAAAAGAACGGUCUGAAUGGGAGAAGAAAGAACAAGGUUUGACUUCGGAUACAGAAACGCGUCAAGAACGAAUUCGUCCAGAUGAAAAAAAGAACAACAAAACAAAAACACCCAAGAAAUAA
This is a messenger RNA of Adineta ricciae, 264 nucleotides long. The record is from the annotation of a GenBank genome assembly. NCBI's taxonomy places the organism in Eukaryota, Metazoa, Rotifera, Eurotatoria, Adinetida, Adinetidae.